Capronia epimyces CBS 606.96 is the source of this 1275-nucleotide messenger RNA. RefSeq lists its product as uncharacterized. The transcript has a single exon. NCBI's taxonomy places the organism in Eukaryota, Fungi, Ascomycota, Eurotiomycetes, Chaetothyriales, Herpotrichiellaceae. Bases 1 to 1275 code for a protein of 424 amino acids. The record is from RefSeq and is a predicted model, not a curated record.
AUGUCGAUGGAACACUUGAAAGCCUCUCAGCCGAAUGGAAGCCUAUCACAGAACGAAAUCUCUUCACGACUGAACCACGACUCUACUGGUUUGGGUGGUGCAGAUUCAUCAAACGGUCUCGGCUCUCAGACACCUGUGAGAUCAGAGGCAGCGACAUUCAAUCUCCGGGUUCUAAAAAAGCUGCAAAAGGCUUAUGAAAGCGACCCUGAGGUAAAUUUGCAGCUACUAUUUCCCGAAAACUACUCCGAUCGACUUGAAGCGAGAAUCAAAGACAACGAGCAGAAUGGUGAUCCACCAGCACAGUCUUGGCCUGAUCUAGAGCAGAGAGGACCUAAUCAAACGCAAGAUGCAACUGAUCAUGACAUCCGCUCAAGGUUGGAUCCCGACUAUUCAGUUGAAGUCAUGUAUCCGUUGUCGCCUUCUACGAGAGAUAUUAUUGCCUCCUAUCAGCAUAUUGAUGAAAAAGAGGACCUGCGCGAAGGUGUUAUCAAGAUGUUAGCCACAAGCGAAGUCAUUCACAGAGGCCCAACACCUGCUUCGAGCGUGGUGUUCAGAUGCAGCCCGAAUGCAGUGGUAAAGGUGAUCUGGAAUGCCGAGGAUUAUACCGAGUACACGAUGCUUCAGUUCCUCAGCGAGCAGGCUCCUGACGUUCCGGCACCAAAGCCUCUGGGAGUCUUGAAGAUUGGUCGACUGUCCUUGAUUUUUGAAUCUUACAUUCCCGGACAGCAGCUGAGUGAGGUUUGGUCGAAUCUGACGCCGCAGCAAAAAAAUUCACUGAUGGCUGAGCUCGAGCUGAUCCUCCGCAAUUUGCGAUCGAUCAGUUGCCCACAGAACCAGCCCCUAGGUGGGGUUGCCGGCGAAGGCUGCAAAGAUCUCCGACGACACGUCCGGCGGAACUCAUCGCCUAUUUACACCGUCGCUGAGCAUGACAAUUUCCUAUUUUCGAAGGCCCUGUUCGGCAGCGAAACCUACCUCAACCUCUUACGCUCUCUUGCCACAGAUGAGCCGGCGAAAAUUUGUCUCUCUCACGGCGAUAUCCGACCAGACAAUAUAAUAGUUCAACAGAAGGAGAACAGCUUCUUUACGAUAUCUGGGCUUGUUGAUUGGGAAUUUGGCGGCUAUUAUCCAAGCCAUUAUGAGUCUACGAAAGCCACAAACUGUCUUGGUACGGAUGAGAUGUCUGAUUGGUAUAGCUAUUUGCCGCCUUGUAUAUCUCCCAGUCGACAAGCACAGAGAUGGCUCCUCGAUUAUGUGAUGGGUUGGCUGUUGGAAUGA